Molecule: messenger RNA, 2582 nt
Organism: Selaginella moellendorffii
Lineage: Eukaryota; Viridiplantae; Streptophyta; Lycopodiopsida; Selaginellales; Selaginellaceae
Exons: 7
Coding region: 164-2263 (699 amino acids)
Biological process (GO): asymmetric cell division
Source: RefSeq, a predicted model, not a curated record
ACUCUCCUUCGCAGACUUCUUCGUUCUUCAAUGCCAUGGAGGGCGCUAGGGUUGGAGGAGAAUCGCCGAGGAGGCAAUAGGGUUUCCAUGGAUCCGGCUGGUCGAUGAGGAAUGCGAGCUGCGGAGGCGAGAGAUUCCCUUUUCUGAUGAUCGAGGAGUGGAGAUGUGGCUCUGGGUUGUGGCGGCAGGAUCGGGAUAUCUUGCACGGUGCCUCCAGAAUGCCUCCUUCUCGAAUCAGAGUAAGAGGCUCCGGCUGAGCGACGAUGAAAACAUUUCCAGGUCUCCACCUGAUCAAGUCGACUGUUUGUUAAGCGAAGAAGCUCUACGGGUGAAGGACCGUUUUGAAAGACUCGGAGAAGAGGAGAAGAGUGUCACUCAAGAGCACGGUGCUGUUGGAUCACAGAGCGUUGAUGACAAGCGAUGGAAGAGAUCAUGCUGUGGAAACAGCCCGAGGGACGUGCUGGAGGCCAGUCUUGUUACUUCCUUCCAAAAGGGGAUUCACGAGUCGAGAUUGAAGUCGAAGAGCAAGACGAAAGGUUGGCCAUCUUGGCCAAGAGCUCAGAGCAGAUGCCAAGACAAAUGCCUCAACUCGGACGACUUCGAAGGAACUACUGUCGAGAUCAACGAGGCACAGGCGAGGAAUGGAUUUUCUUUGGAAGGGAACUCGGGAAGUGGUGCCAAUGGUGGUGAUGUCUCAACAGUGGACAUGGACGUAACCGUGAGAACUUCUUUGGGGGAUGUUUCCUGGACUACAUCGAAGCAAGACGUAGAAAAUCUGUGCCUGGAUGAUCUUCCCAAUAUCCUGGACUGGACUACCAUGGCAGCAGCGCAGAAGCAUAACAUGUUUGGUCCAAUGGAUGGGAGUUUGGCAACUUCGAGAACGAAGAAGUUAUACGACCGCAAGUCGAGAGGGAGGAGCAAGAGCAGGGACUCUUCUGUGCCUGCGACUCCAAAUAUACAUACGGUUCCGGCUUCUCUGGCUAUGCUACCGACUGCAAGGAAAAGGAAGGCUCUCAACGGAAGUUCAAACAUUUACGAGAGCUCAGCUAAGGAGGUGCUCUUGUUUGCGAUGGGCGUACACGCUGCUAUGACUUUUAUGGUUCUGUAUAAGAAAAGAGAGAUGGAGCUUCCACAGCAACCAACAGACACGCAAAACACGAAACUUGGGAUAGAAAUUCCUGAUGAUUGUCACGAUGACGAUGAUGAGUCCAUGACAAGUGUGGUGACAGUAGAAACAAAGACGGAUCCCAUGGCCGUGCUUGAAGCGGAACUCGCGGCAGAGUUGGAGAUCAUGCAGCUCAACCUGAGUACUGGGAAGGCAAAUGGGGCCGAAAGGGAACCAUCAAAUGUGUCUAGCAGUUCCAGUUCAGUAAGCCUGCAGGAUGACUUCAUAGAAAUUUUUGACGAUGGCUCGUCGCCUCCUCAAAAUCAACAUUGGGCUAUAUCCCCUCGGGAACUCGACAGAAGGCUGCAUAUUGUUCUCGAGGAAAGGCAGGCAAAGCAAAUAAAAGAGCUCGAAGCUGAACUGAAAGAAGCAGAGAAAAAGCUCCACAUGAAAGAUGUGGAAAUUCGGUCAUGGAAAGACCGUGUUUACCGCAUGUCAGAAUCUUCGCUCAUUUCUCCAACUGAUGUCGACGAAAGUCCGACUGCACGCCCAGCUAGCAGUCGGAGGAGAUGGUUUGCUGAAGAACUUGGAGGUCCUCCACUUGAAGAUAGCUCGUCCAGAUCUGGCAGGAUCGUCCAUUCUCUACCGUCGCUUGUUUCGGCUAUGUCAAGCUGUCACAUAAACGACGAGGAUGACGAAGCGGAUCCUUUGGAGCGUAAACGUAACAUGAGGAGUAGCUUUAUGAUGGAUCGGCCGACUUACAGAUCGUCCGUGACAGUUUCUGACAUUACUGGGAGGCUCAACGAGAAAAAUGGGAGGACUGGUGCCUUCGAUCCUUUCUAUGCUGGCAAGUUUUCAGCCAGCGGCAACGGCGUGCUUCUUCCAGCCGACCCAGAAGCAAGACAAACCGAUACACAGAUCCAUGAAAAGCUAGUGCAAUGGAACUCGACGAAGCUCCCGUAUGACUACCAGCAGUCUCAGGUGAUCCGGACAGUGGAAACCAUUGAAGAGCGGCGGUACCAAAGAACUCGUUGUCAAGCCAGCCUCGAGAGAGAAGAGAAGUGGCUUGCUAAGAGAGGGAAGUCGCGGCACUCAACGGGAAAUCUGAUAUCGUCUCGGUAUCGCAGUCAAAGACCCCGAAGGAGGUGGUUCAGUUAAGUGGCAUUUCAGCAAAACGGGAAACAGCGAAGUGACAGGUGUGGGGCAGUUUGUACAUGUGUGCAUCUAAAACGUAAUGCGAGACAGACAGUUCAAGCGGAACUUUUUCCGCAUUUCCUGCAGUGUUUUACUUUCAAUGCACUUGCGGGGUCUGUGAACACAGUAAAGUCUGUGUCUUUUGCUUGCGAGAGACAAAGCUUUGUAACAGUUAUUGUAAAAUGAUUCUCCACCCAGGUACAAUUGUUUUGGUUUUCAUAUUAAUCGAAUAAUUUACAGCAACCAAAGCAAAGAUCCUCAAGCCAAACAGGAUCACAGCAAA